CGUAUGCGAAAAUAAAAUGAGGAUAUAACGAAUAUGCGAAUAUUCGCGAAUAUAUGACGAAUAUUCGUCCAUAUAUUCGCGAAUAUUCGCGAAUUCGAAUAUGGCCUAUGCCGCUCAACACUAGUCAUGGAUCGAUCCAAAUACAUCAGAGAGGUUAUGGGACAGCUCAAUGAUUCUGAAACAUACCGAGAGCUACCCUAUGAUCCCAAAUGGGAAAUACAGACACACAUCAAAAGGGUGCUGAUGGAGGCUAAGGAUCGAGAUCUCAUUGAUGCAUCUUUGUACAACUAUUUACUCAUCUUACAUCCAGUCACACCAAUGCUUUAUGUAUUACCUAAAAUACAUAAGACAUUGAUUGACCCUCCGGGGAGACCGAUAGUCUCCGAACAAGGGUCAGUGACUAGUCACAUCUCCAUAUUUUUAGAUGGGAUCCUAAGACCUUAUGCCUCCUCAGCCAAGUCAUAUAUCAGAGACACUGGGGAUUUUCUUAACAAAUUGAGUGAAAUUCACGUACCUGAAGGAGCCAUUUUGGCUUCCUUCGACCAUGUAAGCCUGUACACCUCCAUACCCCAUGAUGGGGGUGUACAGGCUGUAUCUUCCACUAUUUCUGCAGAUUUUUCACCUGCAAGGAGCACGUUCCUCACUGAACUUUUAUACAUUGUACUAACCAAAAACCAUUUUAUGUUUCAUGACACCCACUACAUACAGUGUAGAGGUACGGCUAUGGGGACCAAUGUGGCGCCAACCUACGCCAACAUCUAUAUGGCGCACAUUGAGGAAAGCAUCAUCUAUGUAUGCCACCACUUCGGCCAAGUGCUGAGGUGGUGGCGGUACAUAGAUGAUGUUUUCUUGAUGUGGACAGGAUCAGUCAUCCAAUUGCAGGCUUUUCAUGAGUUUUUAAACUCUAUGAUCGAUAGCAUUAAAUUCACCUUGACCUUCUCUCCCACCACAGUUAAUUUUUUGGACACUCAAGUGACGAUUUCGGGACAUCAACUUGUUACGGACAUUUAUGUGAAGCCGACUGACUGCAACUUGACACUUGACACAGGACGGAGGACACGGGCUGUUCUCACGAUGGGAGACUGUGACAGCUACAGGACACGGGUUGUUCUCACGAUGGGAGACUGUGACAGCUACAGGACACGGGUUGUUCUCACGAUGGGAGACUGA
Hyla sarda is the source of this 1170-nucleotide messenger RNA. RefSeq lists its product as uncharacterized. The coding region runs from base 127 to 1170 and encodes 347 amino acids. Lineage: Eukaryota; Metazoa; Chordata; Amphibia; Anura; Hylidae. The record is from RefSeq and is a predicted model, not a curated record. The transcript is spliced from 2 exons.